This is a messenger RNA of Dipodomys spectabilis (banner-tailed kangaroo rat), 579 nucleotides long. RefSeq names its product mesogenin 1 (gene Msgn1). Gene Ontology annotation, molecular function: protein dimerization activity; DNA-binding transcription factor activity, RNA polymerase II-specific; RNA polymerase II cis-regulatory region sequence-specific DNA binding. The transcript has a single exon. Gene Ontology annotation, biological process: regulation of transcription by RNA polymerase II; mesoderm formation. The coding region runs from base 1 to 579 and encodes 192 amino acids. NCBI's taxonomy places the organism in Eukaryota, Metazoa, Chordata, Mammalia, Rodentia, Heteromyidae. Gene Ontology annotation, cellular component: nucleus. The record is from RefSeq and is a predicted model, not a curated record.
AUGGACAACCUGCAGGAGACCUUCCUCAGCCUGGAGGAUGGCCUGGAUUCCUCCAGCAGCCCUGGCCUGCUGUCCUGCUGGGACUGGAAAAGCAGGACAAGGCCCUUCGAGCUGAGCCAGGCCUCCCCAGCCCAGAGCCUUUCUCCAGUUCCAUCACUGGAGUCUUAUUCUGCUUCCCCCUGUCCAGUUGGGGCUGGGCUGCCCUGUAAACACGAUGGGACCAGCAGUGGGGGCAGUGAUGGCUGCAGCAGCCAUGGGGCCGGUGGCUUAGAAGUGGACUACAAUAUGCUGGCCUUCCAGCCUGCCUACUUGCAGGGUACGGAUGGCCCCAAGGCUCAAAAAGGCACCAAAGUCAAGAUGUCUGUCCAGCGGAGACGGAAGGCCAGCGAGAGAGAGAAGCUCAGGAUGCGGACCUUGGCAGAUGCCUUGCACACUCUCCGGAACUACCUGCCACCUGUCUACAGCCAGAGAGGCCAGCCACUCACCAAGAUCCAGACGCUCAAGUACACCAUCAAGUACAUUGGGGAACUGACAGAACUCCUCAACAGUAGUAGAGACUCCAGACCCCAGAGUAUGUGA